Magnusiomyces paraingens is the source of this 231-nucleotide messenger RNA. RefSeq lists its product as uncharacterized. The coding region runs from base 1 to 231 and encodes 76 amino acids. The record is from RefSeq and is a predicted model, not a curated record. The transcript has 2 exons. Lineage: Eukaryota; Fungi; Ascomycota; Dipodascomycetes; Dipodascales; Dipodascaceae.
AUGGGCUUAUACGAGGAAUUAUUAAUUUGGGCUACUGUCGGUGCUUGCACUAACGGUCUUGCCCGCGGCAUCAGAAAUAAGCCUUUGGCUUUUAAGCCAUUAGGCUACCUUUACGGUGCCAUCAUCGGUGUUGGUCUUGGUUUUGUUGCUGAGUCUGCCAGAGCGCAACAGGCUGAGUUCAACAACAGAAAGGUUCAGGCUCUGCUUACCGCCAGAGAGUCGCGACAAUAA